CACACCCGCCAUUUCAAGGAUAUGCUGUACAAGAGAGAAGUUACUGCAAGACCAGAUAAUUUUGUGUAAGCCUGGAGAAAGAUUCGUAAAACGAAGUUUCUUGUUGGAACUAACCGAUUGCGUGUGUGUUCCUGGAGAACGAAAACAUUACUUAAAUUCUCCUUACUGGAGAGCCUUUCUUCGAAGAUUGAAUGCGGAGCUGAGGUAAACCAUGACGCAGUUUCUUCCCCCCAACCUGCUGGCAUUGUUUGCCCCCCGAGACCCCAUCCCCUUUCUGCCUCAGUUGGAGAAGCUUCCCCAUGAGAAACGCCACAAUCAGCCAUACUGUGGCAUUGCACCAUUCAUCCAACACUUCGAGGACCCCAGAGAUGCGCCGCCACCCACCAGAGCCGAAACCAGAGAUGAGCGGUUGGAGAGAAAGCGACGGGAGAAAAUCGAAAGACGGCAGACGGUCAUGGAGGAAGAGCUGAAGUUGUGGGAUCCUCACAAUGAUCCAAAUGCACAAGGCGAUGCCUUCAAGACGCUGUUUGUGGCUCGAGUUAACUACGAUACUACAGAAUCCAAACUUAGAAGGGAAUUUGAAGUCUACGGGCCCAUCAAACGAAUUUACAUAGUGUACAACAAGAGGACGGGGAAGCCCCGUGGCUACGCCUUCAUCGAGUACGAGCACGAGAGGGACAUGCACUCUGCCUACAAGCAUGCGGACGGCAAGAAGAUAGACGGGAGAAGAGUGCUGGUGGACGUGGAGAGGGGUCGCACGGUGAAGGGGUGGCAUCCACGUAGGCUUGGUGGUGGCCUGGGUGGGACCCGAAGGGGAGGGGCAGACGUCAACAUUAAGCACUCUGGCAGGGACGACACGUCUCGCUACGAUGACAGACCGAUUGGUGGAGGCGGCGGUGAUCGGGACCGCGGCGAGCGUGAUCGGCGAGAGAGGAGCCGGGAGCGUGAACGCGGCGACAAGGGUGAGCGCGGUGAACGCCGCCGCUCCCGUUCAAGAGAAAGACGCAGGCGCUCCCGUUCCCGGGAGAGAGAGAGGGGCGGAGCAGCAGCAGGAGGAGGGGCACCAGAGGAGGGUAGGGGCCGUAGGGACAGGGAGCGGGAGCGCGGAGGAGGCGCGGGGGUACCCGGCGGGCCAGAAGGGCGCAGCAGAGAACGCAGCCGCGACCGCGAUCGCAAGAGGAGGAGCAGAAGCAGGGACAGGAAGAGGGACCGAGAGAGAGGGAAGGGAGCGGAGGGAGGCGAAGAGGGCCCCGGCAUGGAUGGCAUGAUGGGAGAAGGAGGAGACCGGAGCAUGGAUGAGAUGGCAGGAGGAGACAUGGGCCACGGAGAGGAACCAGGCAUGGAGGGGGAGGAGAGGGAGGAGAGGGAGGAGAGGGGAGGAGGCAGAGACAGGGAUCGGGACAGGGACAGAGACCGGGACCGCGACAGACGGCGCAGCCACCGCGACAAGGACCGGGACCGAGACCGCGGCGAGAGGAGGAGGGACCGCGAUCGCGACCGCGAGCACAAGAGGGACAGGGGCGACCGGGAGCGGGGAGACCGCCGAGAGGAGCGCCACUCCAUGCUGCACCCCUCCAGCGACAUGGAUGACAUGGGCAACGGGGGCGAGGAGAGGGAGAGGGAGAGGGGAGAGGGCAUGCCACCCCAGUCUGAAGAGGGCUCGCAGGACGGCAUGAGGAUGAUGAUGAUGGACCAGGAGUCCAUGCAGUCGGGAGAAGGCUACGGCUCUAACGAGAACGGAUACAAGAUGGAGGCACAAGCCGACGAGUACUGAUCCAAAAACAACCCUGUCUGAAAUCCUACUGAGACAUUCAUUCAUUCAUUCAUUCAUUCAUUUAUUUACAUUGGCUUCUGGUUUUGUUGCAGUUGUCCUUUUGGCAUGUUGGUUUGAGGCAAAGCCUCCCACACUCAACAAACACAAAUGGUCUUCAGUGUCCUUGUGCUUACCUGAUGUGUGCCCACUCAUGCAUAGUAAUAGAAAGCUGUGAUGUAAUAAAGCUACUGUGUACCAAAAUGGGUGAGUUGAGUCCAGCCCGGUGUCUCAGGACUUGGAUCAUCAAUAGGAACUUCAUGCAUAUGAACAUGUUCGCUCACGUCUGCUUUUAAAGCUUUGGUCAGUCCAACAAAGGUCCUCCUCCCUCCUUCAUCUCUCAUGAAUUCACUUCAACACACACCCUUGUCUGUGACGACUGUAGUGCUUUAUGCGGAAUAUUGGGACACUUUGCUGUAGCACCGAAUUUUUUAUUUAUUUUUUUUCUUUUUUUUUUUCCCCCUGAGAUGCCAAGCUUCCAUGCUUGCUUUGUCGUCCGUUUUUUGAAAACAAAUGUUUUGGGUUUUUUUGGCAACAGAAAAAGUCUCCCCACACCAGCUCUUUACUUCAGCACGAAGGCAAAUUGACCAGUAACACCAUCCUCCAUUAUGGAAGUUAUGAACACCCCCUACAGUUUGUUUUUAAUCUGAAGAGAAUGUUCCCACAGGCUCACUAUCAUUUUUUGUUUGUAAUUAUUAUGUUAAUUCUAAUUGUUUCGAGAAAGCCCUUGUGAACCGCUCCUUUGGAGUCAUUUGAUUCUGUUCUGCAUCUACAUUCUCUUUUAAUAAAAUACCUUUUUUACUUAA
This is a messenger RNA of Engraulis encrasicolus (European anchovy), 2616 nucleotides long. RefSeq names its product small nuclear ribonucleoprotein 70 (U1) (gene snrnp70). The transcript has 10 exons. Gene Ontology annotation, molecular function: U1 snRNA binding; mRNA binding. Gene Ontology annotation, biological process: mRNA splicing, via spliceosome. Gene Ontology annotation, cellular component: U1 snRNP; U2-type prespliceosome; precatalytic spliceosome. NCBI's taxonomy places the organism in Eukaryota, Metazoa, Chordata, Actinopteri, Clupeiformes, Engraulidae. Bases 212 to 1774 code for a protein of 520 amino acids. The record is from RefSeq and is a predicted model, not a curated record.